AUGUUACUGUCAGAGAGAAACAAAAGCGGGGCUACAUUCACUCUCUUGGGCUUCUCAGAUUAUCCAGAACUGCAAGUCCCUCUCUUCUUAAUUUUUCUAACCAUUUAUAGUGUCACUGUCGUAGGGAAUAUUGGGAUGAUGGUUAUAAUCAAGAUUAACCCCAAACUGCACACCCCCAUGUACUUCUUCCUCAGCCACCUCUCAUUUGUGGAUUUCUGCUACUCUUCCAUCAUUGCUCCCAAGGCCCUGGAAAACCUGGUUGUAGAAGACAAAACCAUUUCAUUUCCAGGAUGUGUAGUACAAUUCUUUUUCUUUUGUACCUUUGUGGUAACUGAAUCCUUUUUAUUAGCUGUGAUGGCCUAUGACCGCUUUGUGGCCAUUUGCAACCCUCUGCUCUACACAGUUGCCAUGUCCCAGAAGCUCUGUGCCAUGCUGGUGGUCGGAUCAUAUACAUGGGGAAUAGCAUGUUCCUUGAUACUCACAUGUUCUGCUAUCAAAUUAUCUUUUCAGGGUUUCAAUACAAUCAAUCACUUCUUCUGUGAGUUCUCUGCAUUGCUCUCCCUGUCUUGCUCUGAUACUUACAUCAGUCAGUUGUUGCUUUUCAUUUUUGCGACCUUUAAUGAGAUCAGCACACUGCUCACCGUUCUCUUGUCUUAUGUGCUCAUCAUUGUCACCAUCCUCAAGAUGNUGAUUAUUAAAUAUGCCUUGCAAAAAGUUGCCGUGGCCGAGGUCAAAGAGGAUGUUUAUUCUUAA
Messenger RNA from Ailuropoda melanoleuca (giant panda), 753 nucleotides. Its product is annotated as olfactory receptor 5D18-like. NCBI's taxonomy places the organism in Eukaryota, Metazoa, Chordata, Mammalia, Carnivora, Ursidae. Gene Ontology annotation, cellular component: membrane. Gene Ontology annotation, biological process: G protein-coupled receptor signaling pathway. The record is from RefSeq and is a predicted model, not a curated record. Gene Ontology annotation, molecular function: olfactory receptor activity; G protein-coupled receptor activity.